UAGCAGAGCUGACAUUCUCCUGUAGGGAGGGGAACUUGGGAUCUCUUGCUCUUGUGCAACUCAGUUACUGUGUUCCAAGGAGGAUGUCUGUGUAAACAGCUGCUCCAAUUUACUGGAUGGGAAAUGAUUAGAAUUGUCAUAAAGAUUACCAAGUGCCUGCAGUGCUGCUCAGUAGGGAUGUAAAAUUCUGUUUAAUUGGUUAACCAAUUGUGGGCCAGUGCACCCCACAGGCAUGGGUUGCUUUUGUUAAAGGUGAGGCCUGAAUUAAUGUUUACAAGCCACAUUAUUUCUUAAUAAUGAAAUAUUAAGCCACAUCCCUUCCCAUUUGAACUGAAGUUGACAGGGAAGUAGCAUUUAUGACUUGUAUAUCGGAAAGUAGUGUUUCUCUGAUCAUCAGUCAGCUUUUCCUUACACAGCUUUUCAUUUAUGAAGCUGACUUUAGGCAUUUGACAGAUUAGUAACGGUAUACCAUGUCUUCUCUCAAAGCUUGAAGAGGACCAGAAGCUGAUUUAUUCUGGGAAGCUGCUACUUGACCAUCUUUAUUUGAGAGAUGUUCUGCCCCAGCAGGAGAAGUUUCAUGCUCUGCAUCUCGUGUACCGCUUGAAUCUGUCAACAAUGCAAGAAGCCAGUGCAAAGAUUGAUGAAACCAAGAAACCGCCAAAGACUGUUUCAAAACCUGGUCAAGAUCCUUCUGUUGUUUCUUCAAGUGAUGGCUUGAGACAAAGGGAAACUUCUGGCAACCAGCCUGCUACAAGGGAAACCAAUAUUGGGGUUGAAGCUGCUCAGCAACCUCUCCAUGGCGUGGCUCCUGGGUUUUCUGCCUAUGCCACUUACAACAUAUUACAGAUGUCCUGGUUUCAGCAGAUUUAUGCAAGACAGUAUUAUAUACAAUAUUUGGCUGCUGUUUCUGCUGAUAGAUCACCUGCACAGAGGUCACAAGAGAUACCAUUGGCACCAGUUGCCACUCCGGCCCCUCUUCCAGAUGCAUUUCCUGCACAAAACCUGCCUGGAAAUAAUCCUGCUCCUCCACUUAAUGCAGGGGGCAAUCAGAAUUUGCAAAUGAAUGCCCAGGGGGGUCCUCUCAUGGAAGAGGAAGAGGAAAUGAAUCGAGAUUGGUUGGACUGGCUUUAUUCAGCAACGCUGUUCUUUGUUUUCAUCAACAUUAUCUAUUUCUACUCCAGCCUGAGCAGGUUCCUCAUGGUAAUGGGUGGCACAGUGUUGAUGUACCUACACCAUGCUGGAUGGUUUCCAUUUAGGCGACAGCCAGUUCACCCUCUUCCAAACAAUGUUCUUCCCCAAGCCGCGAUAAAUCAGGACCAAAACAAUAACUUACAGGAGGAAAAUGCAGGUGAAGAAGGUGAACCUGAGGCUAUUCCUGAUGAAGGAAGAGCUUUACCAGAAAAUCUGCAGGAUGGACCUUCCUUUAUGAACACAGCAUGGCUUUUUUUCAAGACUUUCUUUGCAUCCCUCCUGCCAGAAGGGCCUCCAGCUGUGGCCAACUAACUGCUCUUGCUAUUGACUUCCUAGCCCAUCUGUAAUUCUAGCAGACUACUCUUAUGUCUACGUGACUAGUCUGGACACCAAUGACAAGUGUCAGUGGGAUUUUCUCAUCUUAUAGCAACUAAGCAACCUGAAAACUGCAAGAAGCCUUAAACCAUUACAGCCUAUAGACUAAAAUGUACUGUGCUUUUCCAUGUCCUCAUUACAAAACUUCAAUGUGUUGUAUAACAGGCAUUAAAAUAGAGGACCUAGCAUUGUACAGCUGUGCACUAAAUGCACAGACCGUAAGCAGGUGUGUGUGGAGAUGUAAGAGAAGCAAGUGGCUUCUCCUGAUGCUAUGAUUCCUGUUGGAAUGUUUCAAAUGCUAUUUAAAUUACACUGAGUGUAGUAUCUCGUAUAUAAAUCAAGGAACUGCUGUUAAGUAUUAGCAGAAAAGAUUUAUGCUUCAAUUAAAGGAGUGAAGUGCUAAAUCUUAAAAGAAAAAGACAAAUCAUGUUUUGUGUGUAAAUAACUUCCUGUGGAGGACAUACCUAUGAUGACUACCUCCAUUGUUAGAAAAUGAAAGGUAUCCAGAGCCUGUGAUAAACAAGUAUACCAAAUGGGUCAGCUGAGUUACAGGAUGAAUUUCCAGUUGUCAUGUUCAGGUGCUUCUAAAGUAGUUUAAAGGUUUCUUUUCUUGCUUGUAAAUCCUGUCUUCAUUCAUUUAGAACUUACUUAUUCUGUGCAUCUUGUAACUUUCGAGAAUGUUCAAUUUAAGUAGCUUAGCAGUUCUGUUUUCAGUUGAUAUAAUUGUAGUAGACCAAUGGCAAAUCUCCCUUUUGCUAUCCAUUUACAAU
Molecule: messenger RNA, 2336 nt
Organism: Pelodiscus sinensis (Chinese soft-shelled turtle)
Lineage: Eukaryota; Metazoa; Chordata; Testudines; Trionychidae
Source: RefSeq, a predicted model, not a curated record